UGACAAUUAGAAAUUAAUAAAAUGAACAUGUCAUCACCACUAUUGUUCCAAAACCCACUGAUGUACUACCCCAGACCUCUGCCAAACCAGAGAUUUAUGGCUGGAGUUGUCCCAACAGAGGACUUAAUCCAGGUAGACAGAAAACCAAGAAACAAGAGAACCAAAAGAUCUUAUGUUCAGUGCAAUUUAACAAAAAGACAAUCCUUAGUACAAAGGGUCGAAAGAGACGGACUUACUAUAAAAGAGGCUGCCAUUGAGCUUAAGAUCAACUAUUCAACAGCUAAACAUAUCAUAAAGGUAUUCCGCCAGUCUGGCGAGGUAGAGACGAAGAUUAUGAUGAAGAGAAAGAAUAAGAAUCCAAAUUUGAAGAAUUCUUCAUAUUCAAGUACCGGUCCUAGUAACUACGUAAAUACAAGUCCAGUAAUCAAAAAUACCCACGUGGGAACUACUACUGUUAACAGCAACCUAAGCUUGCCUUGAGCACUCAACUUGGACUUGACAGUGACUCCCAACAUGAAGUAUGAAUUUUUCGUACCUAGUAAAAUAACCGACCAAGAAAAAUGUGAACUUUCAGACUUUUUCUUCAGAUAAACAGGAAGCAGCUCAGUGCGCUAUAAAACCUCU
Messenger RNA from Moneuplotes crassus, 624 nucleotides. NCBI's taxonomy places the organism in Eukaryota, Ciliophora, Spirotrichea, Euplotida, Euplotidae. The record is from the annotation of a GenBank genome assembly.